AUGUCAAAGCAAUGGGCUCAAUCUGGUACUGGUGAGUUCAAAAGACAAGUUUCUUCUUUUAGAGAAACUAUUUCUGCUACUCACCCAAUUUACAAACCUGCAAAGGGUAGAUACUGGUUGUAUGUUUCUUUGGCUUGUCCAUGGGCUCAUAGAACCAUUAUUACUAGAGCCUUGAAAGGUUUAACAUCUGUAAUUGGUGUCAGUGUUGUUCAUUGGCAUUUAGAUGAAAAGGGAUGGAGAUUCUUACCAGCUGAUUCCAUCUCUGGUAAAGAUACUACUGAUCAUUUCUCUUUCAGUGGUGGUAUCAAAGGUAGUGAAUUGGAUGUUUCUCAUCCUUCUGGUGAUAUCCCAAGUGAUAGUAAAAGAUUGAAUAUCGAUGCUAAUGUUGAACCAAACUGUGGUUUUAACAGACUACGUGAAUUCUAUUUGAAGAGUAACCCAGAUUACAGUGCUAGAUUUACUGUUCCAGUCUUAUGGGAUUUGGAAACUAAGACUAUUGUUAACAAUGAAAGUGCUGACAUCAUUAGAAUUUUGAACAGUGGUGUCUUUGACGAAUUUGUUGAAGACAAAGAAUACUUAGCAAACAAACGUGAAUUGGUUCCAAAGCAAUUGGAAGCUGAAAUUGAUGAUUUCAACACUUGGGUUUAUGACGGUAUUAACAAUGGUGUUUACAAGGCUGGUUUCUCUGAAAACCAAGCAGUCUAUGAACGUGAGGUCACCAAUGUUUUCAACAACUUGGAUAAGGUUGAAGCCAUCUUGAAAAAGAAACACAGUGAUUUAGAAUCCAAACAUGGUAAAGGUAAUGAAAAAGCUAUUUUAUCAGAAUACUUUACAGUUGGUAAUCAAUUGACAGAAGCUGAUGUUAGAUUUUACACUACUAUUGUAAGAUUUGAUCCAGUCUAUGUUCAACACUUCAAGUGUAACUUCAACACUAUCAGAGAUGGUUACCCAUUCAUUCAUUUGUGGUUAAGAAACUUAUACUGGAAUUAUGAUGCUUUCAAGUUAACUACCAAUUUUGAUCAUAUUAAAUUACAUUACACUCGUUCUCACCCAAGAAUUAACCCAUUAGGUUUAACUCCAUUGGGUCCAAAACCAGAUAUCAUGAAUUUAUAA
This is a messenger RNA of Vanderwaltozyma polyspora DSM 70294, 1113 nucleotides long. It is a transcript of the gene ECM4, whose product is annotated as S-glutathionyl-(chloro)hydroquinone reductase. Bases 1 to 1113 code for a protein of 370 amino acids. The transcript has a single exon. Lineage: Eukaryota; Fungi; Ascomycota; Saccharomycetes; Saccharomycetales; Saccharomycetaceae. Gene Ontology annotation, molecular function: glutathione transferase activity. The record is from RefSeq and is a predicted model, not a curated record. Gene Ontology annotation, cellular component: cytoplasm.